GAAUACUAGGGAGAGGAAAAUGGCCGGAAAAUGCGGUGGACGGCACAGGAGGUCUUGUGGAUAUCACCGCGAAAAGCUGCGCGCCAACGCAGCACCUGCUUCAUAUGAUGUAUUGUCUGUGGUUGCAUUCUCCUGCCUUAUUAGCGUGAACCUAAACACGGGAUAAGAUCACGAUCGGCGUUAAAACACAAUCGAAUUGUUUAAUCUGGUUUGUUAAGGCCUACUGGUUAUGGUCAAGCAAUUACAAUAGACGGGAUCGGCCGGUAAGCAGAAGAAAUUUUUCGCCAAACAUUUUACAUGUAUAUAAACGUUGUAAGCUCGAAGUUAGAAGAGCAUUCACAAUGGAAGCACUCACCAGCUACGAAUCUUACGAUAUCUCCGAGGAGGAAGUUAUGAAACAGUUAAAUUCAGAUCUGAUAAAGGAGUCAGAAAUUUUAGAUGAGGAGGAGUUAAUUUGGCAGCCACCUGAGUUUGAGGAAGAUAUUGAGGGUAGGCCGGGUUUUUCAAAUGAAUUGCACGCUGAUGAAGAAAUAAAUGCGCUAAAAGUGAAAAGAAAUGAGAACAAUGAAACAAAGGAGCCUACUAAAGCAGAUGUUUGUGAAAGUACAUUGACUGCAACCGAAGGCUAUAGCAUUAAAGUUGAGGUUCAGAAUACUGGAAGCCCAGUGGAUAGAGCGGCAAAUUCUUUACUGAGAAGGACGAUAUCGGAGCUGGAAAGGGCUUUGAACGAUACAAACAAGCUGCUACUUGUAAGAGACACGGAGAACAGUAAAGUACGGGCACAGUUGAUGCUUAUUGAGAAAAAAUACGAAGAGGAGUUGGAGAGACGAAAAGCAUUGGAGUUUGCAGAUGAGGAAAAAGGUCAGAUUAUCACGUCACUCGAAGAGCGUUUGAAAAAUGAGAAAAAAGAAGUAGAGAGCCUUAAGUUAUGGAUUGAAAACAAUAAAGAUGAGAAUACAAUGAAUUUUGUCAAAGAGACUAUAUGUGCAACGCCUGAGGAAAUUGACAAGAUACGCGAAAUAAAUAUUGAACAGGAAAAGAAGAUCCUCGAAUUGAAAAUGAGGUUACGCGAAUCAGAAAUUGCAAGAGAAAAAGAGAAAAUUAAGCUCGAAGACUCUAAACAGAGACUGCCAAGUAUUUCAAGCAACGACAAGACAAAAUGUAAAAACGUUCAGAAGGAGCAAAACCUGCAAAUGAAAUUACGAAUGAAGUUCAUGCGAGAUGCUUUUUUCUAUUUCAUGAUAGACUAUCAUGCGGAGGAGCAAUUACGAGCAAUACUCGCGAUCUUAGAAUACGAGGAUAGAAGACAGGACAUCAUAUUCGAGGCACAUAAAAUGCGACAGGAGGGUCGUAAAUUCUCGGUUUCGCAAGUUUCGAGUAGAAAGUUUACAUUUGUGCAGGAGGAGCAUCGGUAGUUAAUGUCGAUGAAAUUCCACAUUGAGUCCUCGAGAUUGAAUUCUCGGUAUUAGAAUCCAGAAUAUGAAUACUCAUAGCAAAAUCAACUCUUGGAUCUAUCUUAAAUUUUUUAAAUUGUUUAAAUAAUCGACGGGCCUUAUUUUGACAAUACUGAGUCAGAGGGCCUACUAGAAUUCCUUUACGUCUAUUCAGAGAACUUUUUAAACAUUCUGACUUAACGGAAGCUGCUACUAGCAUUUCCUUGCGGUGGAUUAUUAUCCCCUUUUUCAAAAAGCAAAAGCUCGAUCUCCCCAGCAUGAGCCCCUUGAAGAGCAAUGUUAGAGAAGUCACUCAAAAUUUGAGGAAAAAGUAGUCUGUUAGACCCUCUUUGGAGAGCCAACACUAUCUUUUUAUUUACUAAAAACCCAAAAAGCAAUAAACAUCUCCUUCAAAACAAUAACGUCUUUCAAAAAGAGGCUCAAUUAAAAUGGUUUGGAAAAUAUAUUUAAACGUCUUUGACUCUAGAUUUAAGUGUGUGUUUCAAUAUUAGCGUCAGAAGCUUUGUUUCGUUUAGGGCGCUUUUGGUCUUAGCAGCAUGAGCAUCGUGAGGUAUGCUAUUUUGAUACUCUGUACUCUACGGCAAGCUUCAAAAGGUUUUAGAGAAUAAAAACAAUUUUUCUAGGAAAUGCAAUUAAAUUUGCUUCAAUGCAAUAAAUCUGCGUGAUAUUUGUAUUCGUAUAAUGUUCAAACAUCGCUAAUUUCAAACAGUAACAUCUAAUUUCACUUACGCAAUUUUAACUUGCUUAGAAUGUCAUAACUUAAGUUAGCAGUUCGGCAAACCCAAUUUCGCUGAAGUGACAUAGGUUCCAGAAUAGAAAACUCAAAGUAAACAGAAAGCUCCCCCCCCCUUCCUUACUUCACUAACGUACAAUUGAAGAAACAUUUGAAAAAAAUUAGAUUGAGUGAGAUUGCGAGUCAGUAUGAAUUAGCUAACGUAUUUCGACCAAGAAUGAAUAAAUGCCAUUAAUACGUUGCUAAGUUAUACUUUUGUGUAAAAUGUUGAUAUUAUAUUUGCUCGUGUAAGUGUACAUGAA
Molecule: messenger RNA, 2489 nt
Organism: Rhopilema esculentum
Lineage: Eukaryota; Metazoa; Cnidaria; Scyphozoa; Rhizostomeae; Rhizostomatidae
Source: RefSeq, a predicted model, not a curated record